Molecule: messenger RNA, 3404 nt
Organism: Dermacentor silvarum
Lineage: Eukaryota; Metazoa; Arthropoda; Arachnida; Ixodida; Ixodidae
Product: ADP-ribosylhydrolase ARH3-like
Exons: 16
Coding region: 568-2661 (697 amino acids)
Cellular component (GO): nucleus; mitochondrion
Source: RefSeq, a predicted model, not a curated record
UUUUUAAACUUUCCCUUUAUGAAAGUAGUGUGUUUGGUAGUACAAGCUGUUUGACAUUUUCACCUAUGGUAUGCUCAAUUUAAUAGGUAGUCUCAGCAGGCGAUGACACAAAUCACUUCGAACAAAUGCACUUUCCCAUAAAAUGUUCAAAACUGCCUGCCAAACUGGUUUGAAGCAGUUGCUUUGUUUUGCCCUGAACCAUGCUGAACUGGUUACCAGACCAGCUUGGAAUGGUUCCUCUGUUUUGUUCUGAACUAUUCUGAGCUCUAGCUGAAACAGUUCAAGUUCACCUCCGAAAUGGUGGCACACAUUUUGGUUUAGUUCGAGCUACAAUUUGGCAACAUUAAGUUGUGCUGAUUACAGAUCAGUUUAAGUGAUUCAAUACCUUAGCACUCAUCCUGUUAUCUUUAAUUAUUAUUUUCUUGCAUACAAGCCAAAUCAGUGCACCUCAUAGGCAGGCAAGGCUGCCAGUAUAUGUGGUUUGUUUUUAUGUGCAGUAUUUCUCAUGUUAUGUUCUGUCUUUUUCUACAUGGGACCACAAAACAUACCAAAUGAAAAAAACCAGUGAUGUCGUCAUACAGUGAAGGAAGUACAGGCAGGAGGACAUCUCGGAGAAUCAGGAGUCGCAGAUGGAAACCAGAGUCUGAAACAGACAAUGCGCUGAGUGCCCCUCAGGUGACUACACGUGAUGGAUUUUGGAAAGCAGAAACUCCAUUUCAGCAAGACCUUCCUGAAAACAGUCCUCCGUCUUGUACUAACCUCUCUGAAAUUGAGCUGAGGACCCCUCUGGCAACUACAAGUGAUGGAUUUUGCAAAGCAGGAACUCCUUAUCGGAAGGCUGUACCUGAAAGCAGUCCUAUGUCUUGUUCCAGCGUCUCCGAGAAUGAGCUGAGGACCCCUCGGGCAACUACAAGUCGUGGAUUUCGGAAAGCAGGAACUCCUUAUCCGAAGGCUGUACCUGAAAGCAGUCCUAUGUCUUGUUCCAGCGUCUCCGAGAAUGAACUGAGGACCCCUCGGGCAACUACAAGUCGUGGAUUUCGGAAAGCAGGAACUCCUUAUCCGAAGGCUGUACCUGAAAGCAGUCCUAUGUCUUGUUCCAGCGUCUCCGAGAAUGAGCUGAGGACCCCUCAAGCAACUACAAGUGGUGGAUUUUGGAAAGCAGGAACUCCUUAUCCAAAGGCUGUACCUGAAAGCAGUCCUAUGUCUUGUUCUAGCGUCUCCGAGAAUGAGCUGAGGAGCCCUCAGUCAACUACGAGCGAUGGAUUUUGGAGCCCAGAAUCUCCAUGUGGGCCGGCAGUAUUGGAAAGCAGUCGUCUCUCUAGUACCAGCUUCUCGGAGAAUGAGCUGAGAGAGCCUCCAGAUAUGAGAGGUGAACGGAAAAGAGAAAUGUCAAAUAAGAAAUCAGUUUCUGCAUGCCGCACACCACUGUCCCGUACUGAUCUCAUGGAAAAUAAUCUCAAAAAGCCUAGAAAAACUAGGAGUGAUUGGUGGAGAAGAGAAAUUCCACAUAAGGAGGCAGUACUUGAAGACAGCAGUUCCCUUUCUCGUACUUGUAUCAUCGAGAAUGACCUCUUGAAUGUAUCUGUUGGGCUAAAAGCAAAGUACCAAGGUUGCAUGGUAGGGGCCUUGAUUGGGGAUUGCCUUGGCUCGCCAUUUGAAGACAUUCCUCAUCGCCAUGUGUUGCCAACUUCAGAGCUUCGCUACUUUCUCUGGCGUAUCCGGAGAAAGUCAGUCAAGGCAGAUGACAGGGCAGGUCGGAGGUUUACAGAAGACCCAGAUCAUGAAUUUGGUGGCUACUACAAGUACACAGAUGACACUGCAAUGACUCAUGUUCUUGCAGAAUCACUAUUGGACUGUGGAGGUUUUUAUCCUACUGUUGUUGCACAAAGGUUCACUGAAGAGUUCUAUCAUAACAAGGAUGUGAAAGGUGAAUAUGGUCCUAAAGUCAGAAGGGUGUUCGCUGCACUAGCCAAGGACAAGUAUGAAGAUGUUUACGCACCUGCUAAAGAACAGUUUGAUGGCACCGGCUCCUAUGGAAAUGGUGCUGCUAUGCGGGUUGCGCCUGUUUCAUUGUACUACUACGGAGAUGAGGAGAGAGCAGUUCAGGUAUCACAGAAGCAAAGCAAGCUGACACAUGCACAUCAUCUGGGAUACAAUGCAGCAGCACUGGUAUGCUUGGCCAUUCAGCUCGCACUUUCAUUAGAUCCGUCCAAGGAACUUGAUGUCGGAAGGUUUCUUGACACCUUGAAGUUGAAGAUGGAGAAAAUUGAACCUGAAGAAGGCCGUUUCUACAGUGAGAAGCUCGAAACCAUGAAAAAAAUGCUGAACCACUACGAAGAUGCUCCACCUGAAAGGGUUGCUGCCAUAUUGGGCAAUGAGAUCACUGCAGACCGUUCAGUGCCAGCAGCCCUUUAUGCAUUCCUUCGUAGUACACGGCCACUGACAGGUUGCAAGACAUCCAACGGCUUUGUCCGAGCGCUGUUCUUUGCCAUUUCAAUGGGCGGAGACACUGACACAAUUGGAACCAUGACUGGCAGCAUUGCAGGGGCAUACUAUGGCAUCUUCAAAGUGCCAAGAAACAUGCAAGGCUACUGCCAGGCAGAAGAACGAGCAACAUGCUUGGGCAACAGGCUAUUGGCAGAAAAAAGUCUGCCAAAGUGAAGGACACGUUUGAGCACUUUAGUUUUUGUGUGUGUGCUUCAGUCAAGAUGCCUUUUUAUGUUUAAUUUUUAUUUUCUCUUUUCUUUUUAUUGUCCAGACCGGUGCGUUGGUCUAAGAAAGUAUUCUUGUCACAGAAAGUAGUCUUAUUUUUAGGGGCAGUUACUUUAACUAACUCUGUGAAAACACUGACAUUCCACUGAAUCACUCUUAAAAACACUACCGAAGGCUUUAUACUUACAAGAUCUGUUUUACAGAAAACCAAUUAACGUUUUGUAACGAAAGUUUAUUUUUCCAUGUCUUUACCUUCAUAGCAUACAGAGAAAGGACCAGUGCUGUAUUUGAGAGAAAAACAGCGCAAUAUUUUUUUAUUAUUAUUCUUCCGAGAAGGUCUCGAGAUUGGCAACUAUAUUGUUGCAUGGUGCAUCGAUAUGUUACUUAGUCCACUUCAUAAUUCAGUUUCAUGUUUGUCUGAUUGCCUAAAUUCAGGCAAUAAUAGUUUACCAUUUGUUCAUUAUUGUUGUUGUGUUUAACAUGUUUUAUCUCUUAGAUCAAAAUACAUUGUUUUUAAAAGUGACAGCUGUUUUGUUUUACUGUUUUAUUAUUUUAAUUGCUUGGAUGCAGGUCAGUCAUCAGCAUUGUACUAGUGUGUUCUAAAUGCCAAAGAAGAGCAUAAAUGUAUAUCUUUUAGGAAUAUAUGUUCUAAAGGAACCUGUUUUGUUUGCAAAUAAACAUAUUUCAUUCAA